UGUUAAGAGGGACGGAAUGCAAAGAGGAUAUAUAAAUAUAAUCUUUCCUUUAUCCACACUCUACGUUCUACUCAUCAUUUCAUCUCACUAUUUUUUUCUCUUUAUUAUCAUCAUCAUUCUCCAUACUUGCUUUCAGUCGGUGGCUGGCCAAUGGCCAUGAAACCCAAAAGAAAAUCCCAUUCUUCCUCCUUUUCAUCCUCAACAGUCACCUACACAUUCAAAAAUGACACAUCUACCCUUCCUCAAUCCAUCAAAACCCCAGAUCAUCCACCCAUCCCCAUCACCGUCCAUUUCCAUGAUCACUCUUCAGCAGCUGCUAAGAUACAGGCAGCCUACCGUUCCUAUGUAGUCCGCUCCUUAGUGAAAAAGAUCGCCGCCGUUGAAACCGAGAUAGACAAACUUGAGAAGCUGAUCCAACGGCAGGAAACAGUAGAUGCAGUGAGGAGUAAUGAAAAGGAGAAACUGAGAAUCAAUGAAGCUUUAAUGGUUCAGUUAUUGAAAUUAGAUUCAAUUCCUGGGUCUGAUCAUGGUGUAAGGAUGAUGAGGAAGCAUAUGAGCCGUAGGAUUGUAGGGUUGCAAGAAGUAAUGGAUGGGAUUUGUUAUGAUGAAAGAGGAAUGGAGGGUUGGGAUGUGUGGAGAGAUUGGGAUGAAGGGUUUAGUGGGAUAGAAGAAAGAGUAUGUAGAGAAAGAGGUGGGGAAGAAUUGGAAAGGUUUUGUGCUCUUCAUUUGGGAUUUCGAUGUUUCGAGAGGUUUUUGCGUGAUUCUUGAUUCAAUACAACAAUUUUUAACCAUUUGAGAUGAUAAUUUAACCUUCCAUGAUAUGUAAAUAACAUUGUAUUUUAUUUUAUUAUUAUUAUUAAGUAUUAUUGAGAUUAAGAUUUUGAUAUAAUUGGUUUUUAAUGAUGUAAAUCUACAACUUAAGCAUGAAACUUUCUUUACAUUGAAGAUGUAUGUAUCAUUUUAAAUAGUAUAAUAUAUAAUAAUAUAUCUUUGUUUUUGUAAGAAU
Messenger RNA from Amaranthus tricolor (Joseph's coat), 1006 nucleotides. RefSeq names its product BAG family molecular chaperone regulator 5, mitochondrial. Lineage: Eukaryota; Viridiplantae; Streptophyta; Magnoliopsida; Caryophyllales; Amaranthaceae. The transcript has a single exon. The coding region runs from base 151 to 768 and encodes 205 amino acids. Gene Ontology annotation, molecular function: protein-folding chaperone binding. The record is from RefSeq and is a predicted model, not a curated record. Gene Ontology annotation, cellular component: plasmodesma. Gene Ontology annotation, biological process: protein folding.